GCCCAACUCUGACGUCAUCAUGUUUGUUCCUACAUCACUGCCCCUCCCCCAUGUUCGUGUUUAGUCAUCAGCAAAGGUGGCAACCCUAUCUCUGCUUCAUGGCACAAGUAUAACUUCUAGUGAGCAGAGAAAACAAUGGAUUACUCGGAUAUGGGGCCAAUACUGGGAGCUGAGGCUCUGGCUGCACCAAAAACCCAGUAUUUUUGGCCGUGAGUUAAGAGCUGCGAGCAAAGAAACGCAUUUGUGAACGGACAGUCACAACCUACAAUACCCAGUACAGACUUCCGCGUAUUAUUAGAAGCCUGUGAUUGCACAACGCUCCUCUAAUCCGUCCUUGUUCGUCACUCCCCCAAGGCGGCUACGUACUGCGUCACUGCACUUAUAUACGUGUGGUCGUGACGCUUCCUUCCCGGUGAGAUGACAGUGAGACUUGCGGUGUUCUCGUAGUGAUCAGCUGUCAGGCAGUCGGAUCUAAAGAACUGAACAUUAGUGCCGUCGCGGGGCGACCUGGAAGUGCGCUUUUUGUUAAGGAGCGCGGCAGUGUUGGGCGGCAUGCCCUUUGGGACUCAGUCUAUCACGGCAAGAAGAGAUACGGGGGGCAGUGCGAUGAAGACUUUGCCUUAUUUCUGCCGGGGCGAGGUGGUCAAGGGUUUCGGCAGAGGCUCCAAGGAGCUGGGCAUCCCCACAGCUAACUUUGCUGAAAAAAUUGUGGACAGGCUUCCUGCUGACAUAUCUACUGGUAUUUAUUAUGGUUGGGGCCAAGUGGGAAAUGGUGAAGUUUACAAAAUGGUCAUGAGUAUUGGCUGGAAUCCUUUCUACAAAAACACCAAGAAAUCUAUGGAAACACAUAUAAUUCAUGAUUUUCAUGAGGACUUCUACGGAGAAAUUCUCAGUAUAGUCAUUGCCGGCUACAUUAGACCAGAAAAAAGUUUUACUUCCCUUGAUGCUUUAAUUUCUGCAAUCCACAGUGACAUCGAGGAGGCCAAAAAAAGACUAGAACUACCAGAAUUCCAAGCGCUUAGAGACCGUUUCUUUUGCAGCCCAUCACAUACAAUAAUGAACGGUCAUUGACUGCACUUCUCUUCAGUGAUACACUACAUUUCCUUGCGCUCUCCCUUUUGGUACAAAUGUGCGCCAGUCAAAUGUUUAAGCCUUGCAUACAUUAAUGGUUAUUUAUUUUCAAAAUUUUAUAAUAAGAGUUCCCUAAACUCAUCUAUUUAAAUGAAAGGAUAUAUCUUGGCAGGUCUAGUCACAUCCAUAUUAGUGAGGAAGAUUAGAAAGCACUUUAGUUUCCCUAUUCCUGUUUUGUACAUUACAAUUAAUGUACAUUAAAACAAGGCCUCUUUGCUUCUGUGUACCGAGGUGGGAUAUGAACAGGAGAUGAGAAUUUUGUUUGUGAUUGUAAGGCAGCCAUUUUUGCCACUGCUGCAACCACUUGUAUUAGCUUUUAUCCCAUUUAACUUAUUGUUUAAAAUAGAAAAAUGCCCAUACUGCUGAUCUAGACAAAAUGACAUUAAGAUAAAUGCCUGUUCAGUUUCAUCCAGCCUUUCAAUAAAAUAGACUGUUAUUUUCUACUCAUAUAUUUGUAUUCCAAUAUUGGAUAAAAAUGUACAAUGCAUAUUGUAUCUCCUAAUUACAGCACAUUUUGAAAUACACACAACUUGAAAAUAUGCUUUAAUAAGUCAUAUGUAAUUACAUUAAGCCCAAAAUCUUCAUGUAGUGUUCUCACCAUGUUGCCUUGAUGGUUUUCACUGUCUUAAGUGAUUUUUUUUUUGUGGUGGACAGAUAAAGUACCAAAUAUUUUUAGAAUCUUAAAAGCGACCCAGUAAACUGUAAAUGAGCAAAACAACAAAUAUAUUAACAGAUUACUUGUCCAGUUUAAGAUGGCAGGACCACUAGAAUUGAAACCUUUACUUCAGGAAACUCAGACUGUGAACAAUGAGUAACCCAAUAUGUCUCUUGUAUUUAAAGCAUUAACCUAAAUAAAACAGUGUGGGGAAUUGCA
Molecule: messenger RNA, 2005 nt
Organism: Xenopus laevis (African clawed frog)
Lineage: Eukaryota; Metazoa; Chordata; Amphibia; Anura; Pipidae
Gene: rfk.S
Product: riboflavin kinase S homeolog
Exons: 4
Coding region: 553-1071 (172 amino acids)
Biological process (GO): riboflavin metabolic process; riboflavin biosynthetic process; FMN biosynthetic process
Cellular component (GO): mitochondrion
Molecular function (GO): riboflavin kinase activity
Source: RefSeq, a predicted model, not a curated record